Eptesicus fuscus (big brown bat) is the source of this 1470-nucleotide messenger RNA. RefSeq names its product fibulin 7 (gene FBLN7). NCBI's taxonomy places the organism in Eukaryota, Metazoa, Chordata, Mammalia, Chiroptera, Vespertilionidae. The record is from RefSeq and is a predicted model, not a curated record. The transcript has 10 exons. Bases 1 to 1407 code for a protein of 468 amino acids. Gene Ontology annotation, molecular function: calcium ion binding.
AUGCGACUCCCCGGCCCCCGCGCGCUCCUCCUCCUGCUGCUGCUCGUCGCCGGCUCGGCGCAGCUCGGCGCCCAGUCCUUCUUGCUUAUUUUGCUUUUGGUGUCAAAUCCAAAAAAAAUUUUCAUGCAGGUAAUGGGUCAGGUCAGACGCGGCCACACUGAGAGCUGCCUCAGCAAGCAGCAGGUCCUCACGGCCAUCCGCCAGUUGCAGCAGCUGCUGAAGGUCCAGGAGACCCGCUUCGCCGAGGGCCUCCGCAACGUGAGGAGCCGGCUGGCUGCGCUCCAGAGCUCUGCCAACAGAGUGGGUCCCGACAGCCCCCCAGUUUCCUGCCCUGCUCUGAACGCCCCUCCAGACGGCAGGAAGUUUGGAAGCAAGUACUUAGUGGAUCACGAAGUCCAUUUUACCUGCGACCCCGGGUUCCAGCUGGUGGGGCCUAGCAGUGUGGUGUGUCUUCCCAACGGCACCUGGACCGGGGAGCAGCCCCACUGCAGAGAUAUCAGCGAGUGCUCCAGCCAGCCUUGCCAGCACGGGGGGACGUGUUUGGAAGGAGUCAACCAGUACACAUGCGUCUGCCCUCCAGGAAGGACCGGGAGCCGCUGUCAGCACCAGGCCCAGACUGUCGCCCCCGAGCGCCAGGCCGACGACCCCGCCUUCAGCCGCGCGCCCCGCUGCGCGCAGGUGGAGAGGACCCGGCACUGCAGCUGCGAGGCCGGUUUCCAGCUGAGCGGCUCUGCUGGCGGCGACAGCGUCUGCCAGGAUGUGAAUGAAUGUGAGCUCUAUGAGCAGGAGGGGCGCCCCCGGCUCUGCAUGCACACCUGUGUGAACACACCUGGCUCCUACCGCUGUGCCUGCCCCAGCGGGUACCGGACCCUGCCCGACAGGAAGAGCUGUGAGGAUAUUGAUGAGUGUGGGAGCUCACAGCACCUGUGUCCCCGGGGGACCACAUGCAUCAACACUGGUGGAGGCUUCCAGUGUGUCAGCCCUGAGUGCCCGGAGGGCAGCGGCAACGUGAGCUACGUGAAGACUUCUCCCUUUCAAUGUGAGCGAAACCCCUGCCCCAUGGACAGCAGACCCUGCCACCACCUGCCCAAGACUAUCUCCUUCCACUACCUGUCUCUGCCCUCCAACCUGACAACGCCCAUCACGCUCUUCCGCAUGGCCAUGGCCUCGGUGCCCGGCCGACCCGGACCCAACAGCCUGCGGUUUGGCAUCGUCGGUGGGAACAGCCGCGGCCACUUUGUGAUGCAGCGCGCAGACCGCCAGACCGGGGAGCUGAUCCUCGUCCAGCCCCUGGAGGGGCCGCAGACGCUGGAGGUGGACGUUGACAUGUCAGAAUACCUAGACCGCGCUUUCCAGGCCAACCACGUGUCCAAGGUCACCAUCUUCGUGUCCCCGUAUGACUUCUGAGGGUGCUUGAGCACGGGGCGUGGCGAUCUGGGCUCACGUCUCUUCAAAGCCUCGGCUGUGGGC